This is a messenger RNA of Habropoda laboriosa, 2682 nucleotides long. Its product is annotated as hemicentin-2-like. The coding region runs from base 1 to 2682 and encodes 893 amino acids. NCBI's taxonomy places the organism in Eukaryota, Metazoa, Arthropoda, Insecta, Hymenoptera, Apidae. The transcript has 14 exons. Gene Ontology annotation, molecular function: protein binding. The record is from RefSeq and is a predicted model, not a curated record.
AUGUUAAUCACGCUGCAUACACAAUUACAAAAUCAACAAGGCGCCGUCCCGAUAUCGCACAUCGUGACACUGGUCGGAGAUCCCACGUAUCUUCCCUGCGACAUAUCAACCACCCACGAAGAGGAUUCAGUGCACCUUGUGCUCUGGUACCGCGAGGACCUCGGUACAUCGGUUUACAGCGUCGAUGUGAGAGAUCGAGAUUUCGGUAUCGCUGAACGAUGGUCAGACAGCGUGUUCUCGAAUCGAGCCUACUUCAUGCCGGACAAGAAACCGGCCGAACUUGGCGUGAACUACACGAAAGAAGAAGACGCUGGGAUCUACAGGUGUCGCGUGGAUUUCCAGAUCGGCCAGACCAGAAAUUCCAAAGUCAAUUUAACGGUGAUAGUUCCGCCGCACCAAAUCAAGAUCGUCAAUGACUCCGGGGCCGCACCGAAUUCGACGGUGGGCCCGUACAUGGAGGGCGACACUCUGCGGCUCUACUGCGACGUGUACGGCGGUAAGCCAGCGCCGACGGUGUCCUGGCACCGCAACGACAAGCUCGUCAACAGCGAAACUAUAACCGUGACGAGCGGCGCGACGCGCAGCGAGCUCGUUAUAAAAAAUUUAGGACGAGAGGACGUCUGCUCGGUGCUGACCUGCAACGCAACGAAUAACAAUAGGUCGAUCCCGCUCUCCUUGUCCGUUCGCGUGAACAUGAAUUUCAGCCCGCUGGACGUGAAGAUUAUCGGUGCAAACCAGCCGCUGUCGGCGGGCAAGAGGUACGAGCUGCUCUGCAUCACUUCCGGUUCCAGGCCGCCGGCCAGGGUGACCUGGUGGAGGGACGACCAGCUUUUGAUAGAGUCGAACAAGACCAUCUCCAGCGAUAGGAACACGACCACAAGCAUCUUAUUUUUCAUGGCGACCAAGGCAGAUGCUGGUAGACACUUGUCGUGUCGGGCUGAAAAUCCAAUCAUGGGAACUGAGCCGAUAGAGGACGGCUGGAUACUCGAGAUACAGUACACGCCGGAAACGCGGAUACAGCUGGGCACCUCGUUGAAUCCGAACAAGAUUCGCGAAGGCACCGACGUCUAUUUCGAUUGUCUGAUACAAGCGGAGCCGGCCGUUUACAAGGUUGAAUGGAGACACUUGGGGAAAACUCUUCACCACAACAUCACACAGGGUAUCAUAAUCAGUAAUCAGAGCCUGGUGUUACAAGGCGUCAACCGUAAAAGCGCAGGCAAUUACACUUGCGUUGGAUACAACACGGAAGGAGACGGGGAAAGCUCUCCAUUUUAUUUGAACGUAAUGUUCGCGCCCACCUGCAAACCGAAUCAGACGGAGGUGCACGGGGUGGCGAAACAAGAAAAGGCAAACAUAUCUUGCCAAGUGGACGCGAACCCGCCGGAGGUUCAAUUCCGCUGGACCUUCAACAAUUCCGCCGAGAGUAUCGACGUGUCCGCCGGUCAUAUCGCCAGGGCCGGCACAUCCUCGGUCGUCUCGUAUACACCCAUGACGGAAUUGGAUUACGGCACGUUACUCUGCUGGGCCACCAAUCGAAUUGGACAUCAACAAGUGCCCUGCGUCUAUCACAUCAUGCCGGCCGGUCGACCAGAUAUGGUUCACAAUUGCACCACCUCGAACACGUCGACGAACUCGUUCUCGGUGAGGUGCGCGGAGGGUUUCAACGGCGGCCUGAAGCAGUCCUUUCUCCUCGAAGUGAGGGAGAGCAACAGCCAGCAAUUGCGUGCUAAUCUGACAUCGCCGGUGCCGCGUUUCAGCGUCACUCACCUGGAGUCUGGAGCCCUUUACCAGGCCUGCAUCUACGCGUACAACAAUAAAGGCCGCAGUGAGGCGAUGGUGGUGCAGGCAGGGACCCUCAGGCUUCCUGAAAAACAAUUAACGCCCGAGUCAGAGAGACCCAGGCCAAAUAUGCGGCUAAUGCCGAUGCUGAGCGUGAUGAUCGGCGUGGGGACCGCGCUGGUCAUCGUCGCUGUGAUAGUGGUGGUCGUGCUUAGAAUUCAGCACACGCAGGUGGACGAGCAGAGCAAGUCUCAAAUGGAGGAUCACAGUAAACAAACGAAGACGAUCCCAAUCCAACGGGAGCUAAGGUUCCGCGAAGGAAGCAGUCUGCUCACGGACGAGAAACAUCCUAGCAGUCCGUUCAGGAAACUCGAGAGCAGCGGUGACAUAAGCGAAAACGACGAGAAGAAUCCGGACAUUAUACCUCAGCAAAUCACCGGUGACGAGCCCUCGGAGUACCUAAGGAAGAGGCGACUCGUGUCGACGAUCGAGACGUCACCGUCGAGAAGUUUGUUGGAACACUCGACGGUCACUUCCGUCAGCGGUCACGGCAGUUACGUCGGCUAUUGCACCAUUCGCAACGGUAUGCCGUUGCACGAGUUCUCGAAUCUGGCGACGAAACAUAAAAGCUUUCAGCCAAUAGUGGGCGACGACUAUCAAAGCGGCGUUUGCACCCUGCCGAGGCAACACUGGCCGAGUCAAAGCGUUCAAUCAAUGUCGAUGACGAUGAGCCCGCCGAUGCUGUACAGCGGCCUCAGGGUCGUCAGCAGGACUUGUCCAAGCGGCACGUUGCUUACCAAAGACGUGGAGGCGAGGAUCCCCGGGCAAUGCUGCAUCCAGUCGCAGAAAGACGGCAAGAUGAGCACACCGAUCGUGAUGGCGAAGAGGGAGAGCUCUGUGUGA